This is a messenger RNA of Physella acuta, 1647 nucleotides long. Its product is annotated as threonylcarbamoyl-AMP synthase. NCBI's taxonomy places the organism in Eukaryota, Metazoa, Mollusca, Gastropoda, Physidae. Gene Ontology annotation, biological process: regulation of translational fidelity. The record is from RefSeq and is a predicted model, not a curated record. Gene Ontology annotation, molecular function: tRNA binding; double-stranded RNA binding; nucleotidyltransferase activity. Gene Ontology annotation, cellular component: cytoplasm.
UAUUCGCAAGGCAUAUUUUGCCGACAUUUUCUUACUCUCGAUGUCGACUUCAAGGUGUUAAUGUAUUUACGGUAUCAGAAAUUGGUUGAUUUCAAUAUGGCAACACAAAAAAGGAAAUUUAACGCACGAAAUGUGAAUGAUUUAGAAGAAGCUGCCGCAUUGAUAAAAAGUGGAAAAUUGCUUGGAAUUCCUACAGACACCGUUUACGCUAUAGCGGCAUCUGUUAAACACCCAGCUAGCGUUCAAAGGAUCUUUGAUGUAAAAAAACGACCUUCUGAAAUAGCUAUUUCUCUCCUGUUGGCAAAUAAACAAACAUUAGUGGACACCGAACCAGACUUUCACAAGGUCUUGCUGGCAUUUAUAAAACCCGCUGCUUAUGGUUUUGUUGUUCCGAAAGGAAAAUGGCUUGAGAAAUUAUGCCCUGCAAGUACAAUAGCUCUGUUGGGUGAUGAAGAUAGUAUUUGCAUUCGAAUCCCAACCAACGCAGAGCUAAGUUUAUUUUGUACGAAGACCGGACCCAUGGCUAUAUCCUCAGCCAAUAUACACGGAACACAGGACUCAACGAAUUCACGUAUGGUUGACCAAGCAUUUGGAGAUAAAAUUGACGGCAUUGUUGAUGCCGGGAAGGCUUUAAGCCUCACGUCGUCGAGUAUUGUGAAUUGUCUUGACAUCCCUAAAAAACUCUGCUAUUUUCGCAUUGGCAGCACGUCGCAAGAAACCAUUUAUAAAGACUAUAUGGCUGCAAAAAAAGAAGUUGAAGGUGGUAAAACAACAACUUAAAAGCUCCAAUGCUAAAGCUUAAUUAAACGCUUUCGAUACUUAACUCUAAUAUUACAAUUCAAAUGGAAACAUAAGAAUAAUUAAGCUUUGUAAGAUACGUUAAAACGUCGCGCUGUGAAAUUUAUUACUUUUUUUCCACUAAUUUUUUGAUACCUUUAAUAAAGCAGAAGUCUAUCGAAGAAAAGCGACCAUAUGGUUAACAUUCAUCUCGAUGUGUUUUUUUUUUGUCGAAUAUAAAAUUUAAAAUUAAAAUUUAUAUUUUACAUGUGUUGUAAAAUAAAAUGCUGAUCUAAGCAGCCCACUCCAAUUGCGUCUAACUUUAGUGACACAAAUGUGUUUAACUAAUAGUAAGCUUUACAGAAUAUUUAGCCAGUGUUACAUAGUUGUUUUACUAUAUAGGCUUUACUUAGUGCAAGAUGUAUAUUUUUUCAUUAUGUGAGAUCUGUUCUAAGCUUUAGAUAAACAUGCACGUUGAUUUUUAAAUUGUAUUUUACGUUUUGCUGUAAAUGUAAUUAAGUUUCGUUUAUUUAAUUUUGAAACGAAUUAUAUUUUAAACUGUUUUAAAUGCAAGAUUGCAUUGUAUUCUGUAUAAUUAAAGUGGGAGUUAUAUAUAUUUUUUUCUAGAUAGAUCGCUUUUGGCAAACCUAAAAUAUCACACAUACAUACAAAGACACACAGGAAUACACACAUACACCCAUUCCCUCAACACUCUUAUAUCUAAAAAUAGUUUAAAUAGCCCAAUUGAAAGUGGUCUGCUAUACAAAUCUUGGAGCUUUGAAACUUAUUAUACAAGCAAGAUUAAUAUAAAUGUAUUAUAUAAACUUAGUAUGUAUGCAAUGCUGGAUUCCGAAACAGCCAAAUAAAUAC